Messenger RNA from Asterias rubens (European starfish), 6463 nucleotides. RefSeq names its product (E3-independent) E2 ubiquitin-conjugating enzyme-like. Bases 1 to 4962 code for a protein of 1653 amino acids. NCBI's taxonomy places the organism in Eukaryota, Metazoa, Echinodermata, Asteroidea, Forcipulatida, Asteriidae. The record is from RefSeq and is a predicted model, not a curated record. The transcript is spliced from 19 exons.
AUGGCGUCCACCUUGUUCGAAGAGGACGUCGUUCGCCGCAUUCACCGUGGUGCAUUGCAACUCGGCCUGGUCGUACGGAACUUCGAUGGGUUUAACAGCUUGGACGAUUCUGAAGAUGAGGAAGAAAUGCUCAAGAAGGGAUAUGUGAGGGUGGCUUGGUACCCUCGAGGGAGAGAGGAGGUCGUUGGAGAGGGAAAGGUGAACCUUUAUGAUCGCUCUUUGAUGCCUGGGGAUGCAGUACGACGUAACAUGGGGUAUUCGCAGCGGGGAAUCGUACGUGCUGUCAGUGUCUCUUGCCAUCUCCAGGUGGUUCGUACCAAACAAAUGGUGUAUGAUGUGAGCAGCCAGGACCUGGAACACAUAAUGAAGUAUACACCAAGCCGACAUGUUGUAAUGGGAUCUUGGGUUGGUGUUGUCAGAAACCUGUAUGUGCAGCUCAUUGUCUGCCUGAAGAAUGGAGCAAGGUGUGCUCUAUCAGAUGACAGCGCCUGUAGACUGACCGAUGUUCAUGACUACACAGACGAGGACUCUGCAUUCAGCUGUGAUGGGUUCUUUCCGGGUCAGGUUUUACGAGGACCAGCCACAACCUUCAAGAACGCUACAUGGCUGAGUGGACAGCAGCCGAUACUAAGCAGCAAAGCCAGCUUCACUGUAACAGUGGAAGAGGUCAAGGUGACUGAACUGGAGGUACAUUGGCAGACAAGGGGAUUAUGGAAGGAUCCAGAAUCAGACUGCACGGAUCAAUAUGAUCUUCAGCCACCUCCAAGGAAAGUCACAGAAGAGAUGCUGUUAAGGGUCAAGCCGCUGUCAUACUUCAUCGCAGCAAGUACUCAAAUUGGAGACAAGGUCAUGUACAAAAUUCGAGCGGGAGAUUUAGAUUAUCCUAGGCCAGUGACAAGAGGUAAUAUCAGCAGCUUUGUACAACCUCUAAAAACAGAAGGAAUUCCUGAAGUAAAUCUGGGAAAGAUGGGUGAAUCCGAUUUAAAGAAAAUGGACUCACAAAGUGAAAGGGUUUCUGGUGGAGGUGAACCAAAGAGCCAUCAGGUACCUGAGGAUCCCAAGGAGUGUUGUGACAAAACUGAGGAGACUAGUAGUGUCGCCAUGCAGGCUAGCCCUAAGACUGAAGAAGCUUUGAUUGGGUCGAUGGACUCAAGUAGUGGUGCCAUAAAGACCACCAAGGAGAUUUCUACAGAGACAAACAUUGGAAGUGAAACCAAUGGAGCUGGGAGCUGUACUAAUGAAGCUAUAAGCAGUACUCAGGACACUUCCAAUGCUGUAAAUAAAGCACCUGAUGAUACAGCAAUGGCUUCUGGGGGUGCGGGUGGAGCUGGCAGUGGUGCAGUGGUGGGUAGUAACAGUGAAGCUGUAGAUUCUCCAAGGAAAGAGAAUAUUGCAGAUCUACUUGGGUAUGUGGAUGAAUUUCUAGAUAGCUUGGGUAAACUACAAGCUAUUAAAGGUCAGUUAUCAGAGAAUAUGAAGGAAUUAUCGGGGGCGGCUUGUGCAAAUAUUACUGAGAGUGCGGAGCAGAAGGCUUUAUCGUGUCUGCUCGGACUCUCCCAGCUGAGUGAAUACCAUGAGAGAAUCGCAAACUCGGACGGGAUAGACGGCCAAGAUUAUCAAACAGAGCAGAAGAUAAAUGAAGGCUUACAGGAGCUACUAGCUCGGGCCGAACAGCCUCAAGGAUAUCUCUCACAGGAUGCGAGCCGUCUUCAGGACUUAAAGACUUUGAUGGAGAAUUCCUCAACUGAGUCUACAAAGGAUAUCAUCACUCAGGUCAGACAUCUUCUCAAGUUAACUGAUGCGCAUCUUCUUGCCAGCAGCAGCAAGGAGGUGGGGGACGCAGAGGUGGAGAAGUUGGGAGCAGCUGUGGGGAAGUCAACCAGCAGUAAAAAUUUACGGCGAAUCAGGGGAAUGAUGUUGAAGAGCAGAAACAAACGGAAAUGUGAGGAAGAGAAAGAUGGGAGCAGAUCGUCAGAUGGUGAGGAAGUUUGGGAGGAGGAUUCUUCGGAGGGAUCUUCGGAGGACAGUGAUGCAGGGAGUCAGACAGACUCUAACGCGUCCUCCAAGGGGGAGGGCAGCAGACGACACAAAGUUGUGUCAAGUCUUCUUCACAGACACACCAAGAAGCAACAUAUGCGAAUGGCUCCUAAGCGAAGACCCCCUCCAAGGCCGCUAGAAGUUGGGGAGAGGGUAUGCGUGGAGGUCACCCACACAUGGACACUUGCAGAUGUCAUGUGGCAGGAUGGGACAUUAGAGCGGGGUGUGGUAUCAGCCGAUUUGGUUCCAGUCCACCAGCUGGAUGAGCUAGAGUUCUUCCCUGGAGACUUUGUCACCAAGAAUAACGAGUCUCUUGAGAAUGUGUACGGUCUGGUCUGUAAGACUGAUCAUAAGGAGAGAACGUGUCUCAUACAGUGGAUCAUGAGACCGAACCAACAGUGCAAUGUACCAACACCAGUCAACACCGAGGAAGUGAGCGUCUACGAGCUGACACCUCAUCCAGACUUCACCUUCAACGUGGGCGACAUUAUCGUAAGAAUCGCCGACAGCCAGCGGGGAAUCGCAACCAUGAAGAAAGCCAAGUCCGACGUCAAAUUGAACUCACCCAGUGCACUGAUAGGCGCUAAUGGUACCCAUAUAGGUGGACUUCAGGUAGAUCAGGAAAGGAUUGACUGUACCCAAACGGGUGACUCGAGUACCCAUGUAAGUAACAAUAUAUCCCAAAUGAGUCAAGAAAACUCCCAUAUAGGCGACUGUGCUCGUACAGGUAAUGCAGCUGUUGAUACCCAAAUGGGUACAACACAAAUAGCUACUAUUGCCAUUGCAGGACACCCCGGUGUCCUGUCGGACUCCUGUGCCCCCGACGCCGUAAAUUGCAAAGACACUCCGAGGGAUGCUGCUGCAGCUGUGGAACACAUAACGGAUGUAGAACAUUUGAAAGAAAAUCCAUCCAGCGAAACGAUCAAUAUAUCAUUACCUGUCGAUGCUGCUACCACAACCAGCCUUCAUUCUUGCCUAAAUGAUUCAUUAACGCCAUCGACUAGUACUCCUAACCCGCAGCUACACAAAACAGACUCUCCGGUUACACUACACCCUGAAUCUCGAAGUCCUGUAACAGACAAAGAACUCGGACAAGUAGAGAUACAGAAAGAAGCGACUCCUGAUCAGGAUACGCCCAGUGUUGAUCAAAUGAACUUGGCCAACUUAAAGAAGGACUUGGCAACGCAAGCAGGGAGCUGUCCAACUUUAGAAUGUAAAUCCUCUGACUUUGAAAGUACUCGUGGUGAUCAGGACGAAGGAGUGCCCUGUGCUGGUCAGGUGAGAUGGAUCAACACCAGUGGGGAAAUUCAUGUAGCCUGGGUGGAUGGAUCGGAGUGUGCCGUACUACCACAGGACCUGUACAAACUGGAGGAGGACAGUGAUUCUGAUUGGUCAGAUAAUGACCAUGAUGAUGCUCAUUGGAAAGACGAAGACCAAUCACAAGGCUCAUCUGAUUCAUCCACAAGUAGCUGGGAAACAGCAAGUGAUGCCUCAGGAGCUGCUGAUGAAGUCAACAUUGCAAGUAGCUCGCCUAAUGACAGACAAGACCUUAUAAUGGCGAGUAACAUGGGUGAUGCGGUACCACUUGAGCCCCAAGGUGACGACUCACUCUCCAAGAUUACAGUAGACAUAGAGGAAACCCGUACCGCCCUCCAUCGCAUCCGUGACCAGCUCGCCUCUUUCACCAACUCCAUCCCUGAGAACCUGAUGGAGGUGCCUCAGGAUGCGAACCACAUCCACGGAGGGUCCAGCCCCGGUCACAUUGAGCACAGUCGGGACGGUAACCACAGUGUGGAUACCACUGAAACUGAUAAUCUAGAAAAAUUUAAUCUAGAAAAUGGUUUCCAGUCCGAGGCGAGUCAGCUGGAACCUGAAGCAGAAAAGGAGGUGGCCUCUUCCCCAGAACAGAUCCCUGCUCCAUCCGCAGUAGUGGAGGAGCAUACUUCCCAAGAGACUGUAGCCUCAUCUGAGAAAGAGGAUGAUCCUGGGGUCACAGAACCGAAGGAGGAAUGUAACCUUGACAGCCAAGAUGCAACUCCGAAGACAUCGGAAGAAGGGACAGUACAUGCGGCAUCUGCACAAGCGUGUGACAAUUUCUUCUUAAUGGAGGAGGUGACGGAGAACCAUCAGUUCAAUUCAGCCAGUAUUGUAUUCCAACCAGAGGAUCCCAAACAGUUCUCAUUAACCAUGAGAAGAGAGAUGCGGUUGCUCCAGACAUCACUUCCACAAGGCAUUAGAGUCAAAGGUUUUGCUGAUAGAAUGGACCUCUUCUCUGUGCUCUUCGAGGGCCCAAGUAACACACCAUACGAGAAUGGGCUUUUUUACUUUGACGCCCGUCUUCCCAAAGACUACCCUAAAUCACCGCCUGUCAUGCACUUCCACGCCUACUGCAGUGGUAGACUCAACCCAAACCUGUACAAUGAUGGCAAGGUGUGCAUUAGCCUGCUUGGAACCUGGACAGGAAAGGGCAGCGAGAUAUGGACGAGCAAAUCUAACCUCCUGCAAGUGCUAGUCUCCAUUCAAGGCCUGAUCCUCGUGAGUGAGCCCUACUACAAUGAGGCUGGCUAUGAGAAGCACAGGGACUCGGUGCCUGGAACAGAGAACAGCAGGCUGUACAACGAGACCGCCAUCUUGAAGAUGGUUCAGUCAAUGACUCUGAUGUUAACAAAUCCCCCGGAAGUGUUUCAUGAAGAGACGGUCAGCUUUUGUCGCAAGUAUGGUCACAGGAUGAUUAGACGUGUUGAGCACUGGCUUUCACUUGGUGAUCGGUCACCGGGUAGCCAAGCAAGAGGGAAAGAAGAUCAAGAAGAUUUCACGGCGCCAGCGUUCCCGCUUCUGCCACUCUCAAGAGGGUUCGUGCUGAGUACAAGGCAGGCACUACGGGGGUACAGGGCAGCACUAGGUGUAGCAGGAAUCCCAGAGUAGUUUCUGAGGAUCGGCAUGGGCUUUUUCCACCAGUAAGUCUUAUUUUACACUGGACUGCUGGCACGAGGCCACUAGUUCACAGGCCUGAGGCCACUAGAUCACAGGCCUGAGGCCACUAGAUCACAGGCCUGGGGCCACUAGAUCACAGGCCUGAGGCCACUAUAUCACAGGCCUGAGGCCACUAGAUCACAGGCCUGAGGCCACUAGAUCACAGGCCUGGGGCCACUAGAUCACAGGCCUGGGGCCACUAGAUCACAGGCCUGAGGCCACUAGAUCACAGGCCUGAGGCCACUAGAUCACAGGCCUGAGGCCACUAGAUCACAGGCCUGAGGCCACUAGAUCACAGGCCUGAGGCCACUAGAUCACAGGCCUGAGGCCACUAUAUCACAGGCCUUAGGCCACUAGAUCACAGGGCCGAAGCCACUAGACUGCAGGCUCAAAGCCACUAAACCGCAGGCCCUUGCCAUUAGUUUCAAUGUUGUUUGUUUGUUUGUUUAAAUGAUCUUCCCGCCAAGGGAACUCUGCAAUCUCAUACAAGGAGAUAUAAACGCCAAGCUAGCAACAGACGAUCUCUCCUAUACAACCAUUGGUGUAACGUCUGUCAUUAUGACUUGCACAAAUCAAUAACAAGAAAUCCAAGUAUUGUAAAAAAAAUAAAAAAUAAAAAAAUGUACUUACAUGUGACAGCACUCCUUGCCUAGUGUAUGUCACUGCGAUUGUGAAAUGCAUCAUCCAAAGCUCGCUUCAAUUGAAUGCUCAGAGUAGCUGUUUUAGACAAAGAGAACAAAUCAAAAUAUACUUAAUAUGUAAAGUGGGUAUAAAUGUUACAUAAAGUCAUUUGUGAGUUAGAUUUGAAAAAUGUCUUGUACAAUGACUUGCCUAGUCACAAUUUACUGCAUAAAUUUGAAUUCCUCAGACUAUAGAGACAGUUGCUAUGUCAAAUGGUACAGGCAAGCCUUUGCAUAGCAAACUCCAGUUGAGCAAACCCUGCUACCAUUGUGCCGUACACAUUCGUUCAGAAUUGUGUAUAGCUAUUUUUCAUCUCUUACGCAAAAGCUUGCCCUGAAUGAAGCGACAUAGCAACUGUCUCUUUAGUCUGGGGAGUUCACAUUGUGGCAGUAACUUGUGACUAAAGAAGUCAUUGUACCAGACAUUCAUUAAAUCUGACUCCCCGUGGCUUAUUGAAACCCAAAAGAAGAUCGCAAAACUAAAUAUUUAAAAUAUUUCACAAUCUUCGCGGUUUAAGCUAAUUCUUUCUGUCAACUGAAAAAUGUACGGUUUUUAAAAUUUAUUUGUGUGUGUGAGAAGGUGAUGUGGACAACAACACCCGUUAUAAAGCCAAAUGUUAUUAAAGUAGUGAGGUCUUAAUAUUUAUAAAGCACAAUUAUGCUAACAAUUUUGUCCAAAAUGUAAAACGUUUCAAUCAAUACUAAUGAUUUUCAAUCAAAACUAUUCUGUGGAAAGGUUGCAUUUGUGAUUUGCUGUCAUGUUACCGAACAAA